This is a messenger RNA of Triplophysa dalaica, 1952 nucleotides long. RefSeq lists its product as uncharacterized. NCBI's taxonomy places the organism in Eukaryota, Metazoa, Chordata, Actinopteri, Cypriniformes, Nemacheilidae. The transcript has 10 exons. Bases 164 to 1708 code for a protein of 514 amino acids. The record is from RefSeq and is a predicted model, not a curated record.
AUAAAUCUCACCACCGUUAUUGUAACGUAAGAGCACCAACGAAUACCCAAAGCCCGGUCUUCUUCUACAGGCCGUCGUUUCUUUUGUUUUUCUAUCUGUCUAGCAAGGCAAAUUUUCUUCAAGCUGAAGAUUUCUCUGACAGAUAACGGGCGAGUUCCUCUGAAUGAUGAACAAUAUGACCCAUCCUCUGUUUAUUUUGCUCUUUCUACUGAGACUCUUGUGCGAUGUUUCUUGCGAUGGAGUGCAGCGAGGAAUGGACAACACUCUUAAUACUGAUAUCCAAACUCCGUAUAUUAUCAGAGAUUAUUUAAAUGGAUCAAAAUGUGUCGUGGUGUGUUCAGUGUCGAGUUUGCCGCAGGCGAAUCUCACGUGGUACAACGGAAGCAAUUUAUACUCCAGCAUCAUGAUUUCUGAUUUCAACACCAAACUCUAUCUCGAGGUUGAACAUCAGGAUAAAAACAACUACAGCUGUGUGCUGUCCAGUACACACAACAAUGGCAAUGCCCAUUUAAACGUUUCCCUUCUCUGUCAGUCAUGUUCAGGUGGAAAAAUGAAAAUGAUGCCAGUGAGUGAGGGAGAGUCUGUCACUUUACCAACAAACCUUAAGGAAAGACAGAAAGACAUGCAGUGGUUUUAUUAUGGGAAAGAUAAUUCGUUUAUCGGCAAACAUUUUGAAGGCACGACUUCAUGCCACAAGUAUGAUGAUGGAAGAUUUACUAACAAACUGCAGGUGGAUAAUAAAACAGGAUCUAUUACCAUCAACAAAAUCAGUGGAAUAAAUGCAGGGAUCUUUGCACUGAUCACUUAUCAACCACAAAUGGAUCAACUGUGUUAUAAUGUUACUGUGAACGAUAGAACAACAAUGAUGUCAGUCCAUGAAGAAGAGUGUGCCAUUAUACCCACUCAUCUUACUGAACAGAACCAGGAUCUUAUAGAGUGGUUGUAUGAAGAAGAUAAACUCAUUGCUGAUCUUUAUAAAAACCAGAGCGAUGUAGAAUAUGAUUGUAGAUUCAAAGACAGACUGCACCUGGACAAUAAGACUGGAUCUCUCACCAUUACCAACAUCAGCAAAAAUCACUCUGGACUCUAUAAACUAAAAAUCACUAAAGAUUACAAUAAUACAAAAAACGAGAGGUUUAAUGUUACUGUCUAUGAUCAUCUGUCUGUUCCUGUCAUCAUCAGAUACUCUUCUCAAUGUUCUUCAUCAUCAGAAAGAUCUUCAGUGUCAAAAUGUGUGUUGUUGUGUUCAGUGAUGAAUGUGACACAUGUGACUCUCUCCUGGUACAAAGGAAACAGUUUAUUGAACAGCAUCAGUGUGUAUGAUCUCAACAUCAGACUCUCUCUACCUCUGGAGGUGGAAUGUCAUGACAACAACACAUUCAGCUGUGUCAUCAACAGUACAUUCUCCAGCAACACCACUCAACUCCAAUUCAAUGAACUAUGUAAAGGUCCCAGCCAGCAAUCAAAUGCUUUUGGUGUUGGUAUUGUUGUUGUUGGUGGUGUUGUUGUGGGUGGUGUUCUUGCUCUUCUUUGUUGGUUCUGGCACAAAAGGAGAUUUCCGUGUCAAGAGGAUGCCAGUGUGGAACACUAUAGGGGCAGAUUUAAUGCUGAACAGGCAAACGGGGCAUCUGGACAAGACACACCAGACAACAGACCUAAUGAGGAGUCACAUCUGAUCACAUCCUUGAAUAAUAAUCACAUGAUAUAACGUCAUCAAAUCAACUUUUCUGCAAUUACUUUGAAUUUUGUUUCUUACAACAGUGUAUUCACAAAAAAUAUGCACUAAAUUAAUUAAAAUGCUUAUGAUAUUGACAUUGCAAAUGACUAUUUCAAAAUUUUGAAGCUAUAAAAAUUAUUGAAGAUAUUUGGAUGAAGAUAUAUUUUAGGACUUGGGCAGCACUUGGUAGCUAUUUCUGACUUUACUUUAAAAUAAAAAUUAUACCUCAAACUUG